UAAACGUCCAUCUUCGAGGUUUAUAAAUCGAUUUAGAAUCACAAUUUCUAAAAGCAUAGUCCUAUCCGCAUUGGAGGAAUGACUUAUAAGAUGUCGAACGAAAGGCACAAUAUUACACUCACAAUGCGGUUACGAUCCAUCCUCUCUCACGUAGCCUCCUUAUUGGGACGCACCGCCAUGAAUAUUGUUACUCUUCCCUACUAUCGGUCCUUUCGUCUGAAUACGCUCCAACCAAUCCUUACCAUAGCGGACAGUGCAAGGAUCAGGAAUAAUGAUGCUGAGGUUGCCGAGUUGCUGUCAAGCUGGAAAGAUCGCAAACAAAACGAACUCUAUUCAGUUCUGAUGGCUGCUACGCUGCUCUCUGCAGCUGUUGUAGGAUGCUGCUCUUGGGAGGCUCGCCAGGGUGAACACUGGAUAGUCCCCGCGGCAUGGCAUAGCUCGCUGGUUCUGUCCUUUUUCGCAAUCUUGCUCUCGGGAUCGGAGUCUUUCGUUUUCGCCUCACUUGCCUACAAGACGCGGCCGUUUGUCUUCGAGCGCGACCUCUCGAUAAUCUGCCACGUUGUUAGGAACAGCGGCUCACUACAAUCGGAGAACGCGCUCGUGCACACCCCAGGUAGCAUCUCCAGCAUCUCCAGCAUCUCCAGCAGCUCGGGGGGAUGGGUAGAUCGUGACUUGGAGGAAGGGAGAAAGCAGCUGCCAAGGAGCAGAACAUCGUAUUUCCCCGAUAUGGAUGCUGUCGAUGAAGAUGUCGAGAUCCGCAUACGGUGGAAUAUGGUGUUCACGUGGCAAGCGCCCAUCAUGCUUUUUGUAUAUGCUGCCAUUGCGUUCAUCGUGGGCUUAACGGCGUAUGUCUGCGUACCCCUAUAUAGCGAGGGCCCGUAUAGAAGAGAACCGGCCAUAGUCUUCCUUGCUGAUCUAGGGAUGGGUGGGAUAUGUUUCAUCUGGUGCUCCUUUUGGGAAUUUAAGUUUAUGGGUCUAGAUGAUUUAUGA
Daldinia caldariorum is the source of this 990-nucleotide messenger RNA. RefSeq lists its product as uncharacterized. The transcript has 4 exons. NCBI's taxonomy places the organism in Eukaryota, Fungi, Ascomycota, Sordariomycetes, Xylariales, Hypoxylaceae. The coding region runs from base 79 to 990 and encodes 303 amino acids. The record is from RefSeq and is a predicted model, not a curated record.